AUGUCCAUUGACUUCCCAAAGGAGGAGCUUGCCGUCAUUGCAAGAUGGCGGGAGCUCAAGGCGUUCGAGCGCCAGGUGGAGCUGUCUCAGGGAAAGCCUCGCUAUACCUUCUACGAUGGCCCGCCUUUCGCGACCGGACUCCCGCAUUACGGUCAUCUGCUCGCCUCGACCAUUAAGGACAUUAUACCCAGGUAUUGGUCCAUGAAGGGUCACCAUGUUGAGCGCCGGUUUGGCUGGGACACCCACGGGCUCCCCAUUGAACACGAGAUUGACAAGAAGUUUGGAAUCACUGGAAAAGCCGCGGUCAUGGAGAUGGGACUGGAUAAGUACAACAAGGAAUGCCGAGCUAUCGUCAUGCGGUACCGGGAGGAAUGGCGGCAUACCAUUGAGCGUCUGGGGAGGUGGAUUGAUUUCGACAAUGACUACAAGACCAUGGACCCGACCUUUAUGGAGACGGCAUGGUGGGUGUUCAAGCAACUGUUCGAUAAGGGUGCGGUAUACCAGGGCUACAAAGUUAUGCCUUAUUCAACAAGUCUGACGACAGCUUUGUCCAACUUCGAGGCAAACCAGAACUACCAAGACGUUACAGAUCCUGCUGUUGUUGUCUCUUUCCCUCUCCUGAGCGACCCGAAGACUCACCUUCUUGCGUGGACAACAACACCAUGGACACUGCCGUCUCAUUUGGGCUUGGCUGUGCACCCAGAUUUCGAGUAUGUCAAGAUUCUUGAUGAGAAGUCAGGAAACAACUACAUACUUAUGGAGAAGUUGCUCUCUACUCUCUACAAGGACCCCAAGAAGGCCAAAUUCAAGGUUGUGGAGAAGAUCAAGGGCAAAGACAUGCUGGGCUGGAAGUACGAGCCCCUAUUCGACUACCUCUACGAAGAGUUCAAAGAUGUCGCCUUCCAGGUCCUCAAUGCCACGUAUGUCACCGAUGACAGUGGUACCGGUAUCGUCCACCAAGCGCCGGCAUUCGGUGAGGACGAUUACAAUGUCGCCUUGGCGGCCGGCAUCAUCAAUGAGACACGACCACCUCCGGAUCCGGUUGACGAUCGAGGAUAUUUCACGGAGAGAGUCCGUGACUUUGCGAAUAUGCAUGUCAAGGAUGCCGAUAAGCACAUCAUCAAAUACUUGAAAGGCACCGGUCGAUUAGUGGUGGACUCGCAACUUCGCCAUUCGUACCCUAUGUGUCCGCGAUCCGAUACCCCCCUGAUCUACCGCGCCGUUCCAUCCUGGUUCAUCCGCAUCCCCGAGAUCAUCCCGCAAAUGCUGAAGAACAUCGAAGGGACACAUUGGGUCCCCAGUUUCGUCAAGGAGAACCGAUUUGCGAACUGGAUCGCCAACGCGCGUGACUGGAAUGUUUCCCGUAAUCGGUAUUGGGGUACCCCUCUGCCUCUCUGGGUCAGCGAUGACGGGGAUGAACGGGUGUGCAUUGGCAGUGUGGAAGAGUUGAAACAGCUGAGUGGAUACGAAGGUGAACUCACAGAUCUUCACCGUGACAAGGUGGACCACAUCACCAUUCCCAGCAAGAUGGGCAAAGGAACCCUGAGACGCGUAGAGGGCGUCUUUGACUGUUGGUUCGAGUCGGGAAGUAUGCCCUACGCCAGUCAGCACUACCCAUUCGAGAACAAGGACAAGCUGCAUGACAGCUUCCCAGGCGACUUCAUUGCUGAGGGCCUAGACCAGACGAGAGGUUGGUUUUACACCAUGCUGGUGCUUGGCACACAUCUUUUCGGUGUAUCGCCGUUCAAGAACUGUGUCGUCAACGGCAUGGUACUGGCAGAAGAUGGCAAGAAAAUGUCAAAGCGGCUAAAGAACUACCCCGAUCCUGCGACUGUCAUGGAGAAAUAUGGUUCUGAUGCACUCCGAUUGUACAUGAUCAACUCUCCUGUCGUCAGAGCAGAGCCGUUGAGAUUCAAGGAGUCGGGCGUAAAAGAGGUCGUCCAGAAGGUGUUGCUCCCACUUUGGAACAGUUACAAGUUCUUCGAGGGUCAGGUUGCGCUCCUCAAAAAGGUUGAAAACAUCGAUUUCGUCUCCGACCCCAAGCUGGAGAGCACCAACAAGAACGUUAUGGAUCGGUGGAUUCUCGCCAGUUGCCAGAGUCUGUUGCAAUUCGUCAAUCAAGAAAUGUCAGCUUACCGCCUGUACACUGUUGUACCCCGCUUGCUGGAGCUCAUCGACAACACAACCAACUGGUACAUCAGAUUCAACCGAAAGCGUCUGAAGGGGGAAUAUGGUGUCGACGAUACUAAACAUGCGCUGAACACACUCUUCGAGGUGCUCUUUACUUUGUGUAGAGGACUCGCCCCCUUCACCCCCUUUAUCACCGAGACGAUCUACUCUAAACUCCUACCUCACAUCCCGAAGGAGCUUCAGGCAGCAGAUCCUCGCAGUGUCCAUUUCCUUGCUUUCCCCGACGUUCGCGAGGAGCUUUUUGACCCUGUCAUCGAACGCCAAGUCAGUCGCAUGCAGAAGGUCAUCGAGUUGGUGCGGAUUUCCCGAGAACGACGAACUAUCGGCCUCAAGACGCCGUUGAAGACGCUCGUUGUCCUCCAUCGUAGCCAAGAAUAUCUUGAUGACGUGAAGUCACUCGAGACCUACAUCACCGAGGAGUUGAACGUGCGAGAUCUCGUCUUGACCACGGACGAAACAAAGUACAACGUCCAAUACAGCGUAACAGCUGAUUGGCCAGUACUGGGUAAGAAGCUCAAGAAGGACAUGGUGAGGGUGAAGAAGGCGUUGCCAAACGUGACGAGCGACGAAGUACGCAAGUACACGGAAGAGAAGUUCAUUAUUGUAGAUGGUAUUCGGCUGGAAGAAGGCGACCUUGUCGUCAAGCGAGGUCUGAAGGAGGACGACACCUCCAAGAACCUUGAAACCAACACGGAUCAAGACGUGCUCACCAUUCUGGACACUGAGCUAUAUGCGGAGCUUGCCCACGAGGGAGUUGCACGGGAAGUUAUCACUCGAGUACAGAGACUCCGCAAGAAGGCUGGGCUCCAGCCUACGGACGAUGUCAAGAUGGAGUACAGGGUACUAUCCGACCCUGACAACAUUGGCAUCGGGGAAGUGUUCGUUGGUCAGACCAGGGCGCUCGAGAAGGCGCUGCGCAGACCCAUUGAUAAACAUGAGGUUACGCAUUUGGAAGGCGAGAUCCCUGCGGAGAAGGAGGACGGCAUCAUUGUCGAGGAGGAGCAAGAAGUGCAGAAGGCGACAUUCUUGCUGAGACUUCUGAAGCUAUGA
Molecule: messenger RNA, 3240 nt
Organism: Pseudomassariella vexata
Lineage: Eukaryota; Fungi; Ascomycota; Sordariomycetes; Amphisphaeriales; Pseudomassariaceae
Product: tRNA synthetases class I-domain-containing protein
Exons: 3
Coding region: 1-3240 (1079 amino acids)
Biological process (GO): isoleucyl-tRNA aminoacylation
Molecular function (GO): tRNA binding; aminoacyl-tRNA deacylase activity; ATP binding
Source: RefSeq, a predicted model, not a curated record